Lacerta agilis (Sand lizard) is the source of this 2084-nucleotide messenger RNA. RefSeq names its product motile sperm domain containing 2 (gene MOSPD2). The record is from RefSeq and is a predicted model, not a curated record. Bases 93 to 1646 code for a protein of 517 amino acids. The transcript is spliced from 15 exons. NCBI's taxonomy places the organism in Eukaryota, Metazoa, Chordata, Lepidosauria, Squamata, Lacertidae.
CACCCCCUACCCGCCCGCGCUCUUGGUCUCGUCCGUUUCCCUCUCGUCGCUGCUGCAGCUGCUUCUACUUCUAGUCUGGUGCGGGCAGGACCAUGGCGGAUCAGGACACCAGGGCUCCAUUAAUAAGUGAAACCAGAAGGCGCUUUGAGGCAGAAUAUCUACAAGCAAAAACAGAUAAAUAUGAUUCUAGAGAUACAGAGAGACUACAGCAAGAUGAUACCUGGGUUGAUAAUUUUCUAAUAUGGCGACAUGAUGAUGUGGACGAUACAUUAAAGAUGAUUGAUGAAAGCUUUCAGUGGAGAAAAGAAUAUGCAGUUCAUGACUUGACGGAAUCUUCACUUCCAAAGCGGUUCUUUGAAACUGGUGCCAUUUACCUACAUGGUUAUGAUAAGGAAGGCUAUAAAAUCUUUUGGUUCAGGGUGAAACUUCAUGUAAAAGAUUCUAAAACUCAAUUUGAAAAGAAGAAGCUAGUAGCCUUUUGGUUGGAACGCUAUGCCAGAAGAGAACAUGGAAAGCCUUUGACAGUGGUAUUUGACAUGGCUGAAACUGGAAUUAGUAACAUAGAUAUGGAUUUUGUCCGAUACAUCAUCAGCUGCUUUAAAGUUUAUUACCCUAAUUAUCUCACAAAAAUUGUGAUCUUUGAGCUACCCUGGAUAAUGAAUGCUGCUUUUAAACUUGUGAAAAGUUGGCUGGGUCCGGAAGCAGUGGGUUUGCUGAAGUUGACUAAUAAGAAUGAAAUCCAGGAGUAUAUCAGUGCUGAAUAUCUACCACCCUAUAUGGGUGGAACUGAUACCUUCAAGUAUAGUUAUCCUCCAUUGGUUGAUGAUGAUUUUCAAACUCCAUUGUGUGAAAAUGGACCCAUGACUGGUGAAGAUGAAGUUGAAACCAAAGAAGAAACAGACAUAGAUAACAAGGAGAGUCCAGAUUCUAAUGAAGAACAAGCACUUAAUUCAAAAAAGGCAAAUUUUGCAGAACAAACUCCAAAAUCAGAAGAGAGUGAAAAACAAGAUUCCAAAACAAAAAAUGCAAAGAAAGCACUAACCACUUUUAAAGGACCUUUAUUGCACAUCAGUCCAGCAGAAGAACUGCAUUUUGGGUCCAAAGAAACUGGAGAGAAGAAAUGCUUGAUAGUUCUCACAAACGUGACCAAAAAUACAGUGGCAUUUAAGGUUAGAACAACUGCUCCUGACAAGUACAGAGUGAAACCAAGUAACAGCAGCUGUGAACCAGGCACAUCACUAGAUAUAAUAGUAUCUCUUCAUGGAGGUUGUGCAGCUUCCCUGCAAGACCGUUUUUUGAUUAUGGCAGCAGAAAUGGAGCAGUGUUCCGGAACAGGAACACAAGAACUGGGUCAGUUUUGGAAGGAAGUCCCAAGAAACAAAGUGAUGGAACAUAGGUUAAGAUGUCAUGUUGUAGAAAGCAGCAAACCUUCUUCUUUAACAAUAAAUGAAAAUUCCUUCAAUAUUCCUGCAAAAACGAAUGAAGAUUUACACGUACAGCUAACACAAUUAUUGCAAGCUAAUAAAAGACUCCGAGAACAGAUUGAUCGUUGCGUCUGGUUCCAGCAAUUGACUCUCUUGUUUAUGUUACUAUUACUGGCCAGUACUACCUUUUGUUUCUACUUAUUGUAUGCGCCAAGGAGCUAAGUAGCAAUGCUUUGUACGAUAAGCUCUCUCUGCAAUUCAUUUGGAAAAGGAAAGAACCAGUACUAUGAAACUGCCAAAAAGGAGAUCUAUAUGAGACUCUCCAGAAACUGUGAUUCACAAGAUUGUGAUCUUUGCCUUUAAUCAACAAGUAGAGUGACUGUUGAUAUUUAUUAAAGUACAGGAAGUAAAACAGGAUAUUAAAAGAGUCAUUUUCACUGGGCAACCUAAUAACUGUUACAGAACAAAAGAUGUUUAUGACUAAAUGUAUUUUUACUUUUAUUUCUGUCAUGCAGAAGUAUACAAGAUGUAUCAAAACAAUUUGUGCAUAAAAUGUAUUUCCCUUGAAAUGAAAGUGCAAAUUUGUAACAAUAUAGGAAAGCCUCAUUUAUGCUAUUUAUACAUAAAAGGAAAUGAUACACAUGCUCAUGCAGUUUGAAA